UAUCGAAAUUUCCUUGUAAUGAGAUUUUCUGUGGAGGAAAUCAAUAAUUCUACAACCUUACUGCCAAAUGUGUCUCUUGGCUAUGACAUAUUUGACCAUUGUUCAGAUACCGGGAGUUUCCCAGGUGUUUUUGAACUCAUCUCAGUUAAUGGCUUGAUCCAACCUUGGCACAAAUCAGAGGGGCAAGAGAUACCCAACACCACUAUGUCUAAAGUUAUAGCAUUGGUGGGUCCUUACACAAGCACCCACGCCUUGACUGUAGCCCCACUGUUCAUGGUGGAUCUCAUCCCUUUGGUCAGUUACGGGGCUUCUAUUUCAGACUUGUCAAAAAAAGUGAAUUUUCCCUCUUUCCUACGCACAGUCCACCCAGAUAAACAGGUCAUAGAAGUAAUUGUUAACAUUGUGCAACAUUUUAAAUGGAGCUGGGUUGCUUUCCUGAACAGUGAUGAUGACUUUGGCAUUGAUGGACUGGAAUUGUUCCUAAACCAGAUUCAAAAUACCCAGAUCUGCCUCGCAUACACAAAAAGUCUAAAUGAAAAUACGAAUUACUCCCAAGUCUUUAAACAGAUAGAGGAACAGAUGAUAUAUGUCAUUAUUGUUUUUGCACCCACACUGACAGUUAAACAGCUCAUUGGUUCAGCAAUACAACUGAAUAUCACACAGAAGGUCUGGAUAGGAGACGAUGGAUGGUCUUUGAACACUGAGCUCCGCCAGAUGAGAGGCGUCCAAAACAUUGGAACUGUACUUGGGGUAUCACAGCCACCAGUGACACUGCCUGGCUUUACGGAUUUCAUCUAUUCUUCUCAAAGCCAGAUUCUUUGUGAAAAUGCAGAACAACAGAAAUUAUGUAAUCAGAUGUGCAAUUGCAGUACCCUCACCCCAGAAGAAAUUAUUUCUGUGGACCCAUCUUUCAUAUUUGCAGUUUACUCUGCUGUAUAUGCAACUGCUAAUGCCUUACAUAAUGUUUUACAAUGUGGAGCCAACAAAUGUAAUACCAACAUUACGGUGUAUCCAUACAUGGUUUUAGCAAAACUGAAGAAGUCAAAUUUUACACUGCUAAAUGAAACCAUUCAGUUUGAUGAAAAUGGUGACCCCAAGUUUGGAUCCUAUUUAAUAAUUGUCUGGAGUGAUAGUGGUACUGUACUGGAGAUCGGCCAUUAUACUCCUCAACCAUCAGUAGAUUUUUUCAUUAAUGAUACCAAAAUUAAGUGGUACACAAAUGAUGUGCCUACCUCAUUGUGUUCCCAGGAAUGUCCGGCAGGACAUCAGAAACAUCAAAUUGGAUCGCAAAAAUGUUGCUUCAAUUGUGAAAUGUGUCCCACUGAUACUUACAUCAACAUCACAGUGGACGCCUACACAUGUGUCUCCUGUAAGGACACAGAAUGGUCUGAGGAAGGAAGUACAUCAUGCAGUCUCAGGACGGUCCAGUACAUAACAUUCACAGACACUGGGGCUAUACUGCUCACCACUGGGACCUGUGCCUUCAUGGGCCUCGCAUUAGCCAUGUGUCUUCUCUUUGCCAAUAACUACAACACUCCUGUUGUCAGAUCUGCUGGAGGACCAAUGUGCUUUCUAAUCUUAGGCUGUCUCACUCUGUGUGCUCUCAGUGUGUUCUUUUACUUUGGUAAGCCAACAACAUUGUUUUGUAUAAUGAGGUUGUUACCAUUCAUUCUGUUCUACACUGUCUGUCUAGCAUGUUUUGUUGUCCGUUCUUUUCAAAUUGUGUGUAUUUUCAAGAUGGCCGCCCAGUUUCCCAAGCUCUACAGUUUAUGGAUGAAAUAUCAAGGACAGUGGCUGGUCAUCACCGGGGCAUUUGUUAUUCAGGGGCUUUUGCUUCUUUGCGGGUAUUGUUAUGAACCCCCCAUGCCCUACAAUGAAAGGUUUUGGUAUCCGGACAAGAUCAUAAUUAACUGUACCUUUAAUCUGAAAACAACAGCUGGUCCUAUGGCUUUACUUGUAUCUCUAUGCUCCCUCUGCUUUAUUUUCUCCUACAUGGGAAAAGACCUGCCAAAAAACUACAAUGAGGCCAAAGCAAUAACUUUCUGUCUGCUCCUGCUGAUCCUCACUUGGAUCAUCUUUGCCACAGUUUACAUGCUUUACCAUGACAUGUUAAUCAUAACCUUUAACGCUCUGGCUGUUCUCUCUAGUCUGUACUCAUUUCUGUUGUGGUAUUUCCUCCCAAAAUGCUACAUUAUCAUCUUUCAACCUCACAAAAACACACAGCAGUACUUCCAAGGGCUCAUUCAGAAUUAUACCAAAACAAUAAGCCAGUAGUAGUUUGAAUACUGUACUUAUCCACGAACAGAAAAACUGAAUUAGGAUCAAUGAUAUAAAUGGAUAUUCAGUAGUUAUUCUAAGCCUCCAAGGCAUGACCCUUUUAUCAUAGAAGGGAAGGUUUUUGAAAGCUUGUGGGGUCCCUGAUAA
Molecule: messenger RNA, 2424 nt
Organism: Betta splendens (Siamese fighting fish)
Lineage: Eukaryota; Metazoa; Chordata; Actinopteri; Anabantiformes; Osphronemidae
Product: taste receptor type 1 member 1
Exons: 5
Coding region: 19-2274 (751 amino acids)
Biological process (GO): G protein-coupled receptor signaling pathway
Cellular component (GO): membrane
Molecular function (GO): G protein-coupled receptor activity
Source: RefSeq, a predicted model, not a curated record